AUGGCGUUGGUUGACGGCUUUGAGAAAAGCGUGAAGAAAGCAUGGCCCAAGAAGUGUCGCACCUUUGUCGCCGUGCCAACUCCGGACACCAACUUGGAAAACCUGUACAUCGAAAUAUUCCCGAAAAUAUUCACGCCGAGCGUUGUGGUCAUCCUGAGUCACUACGUGGAGGGUGACAACACCUUCCAGGACUGCCGCGUAGUGCCACCAACUUUGCUGACGAGACCUGGCUCGCUCACUACCAACAGCAACUACAAAUUUGACCUGAACACUGCGGCAACGUCCAUCGAGAAGCUGAUUGCACGAGGCAUGGACGCAACCUGGGCUCUCUCGGUCACCAUGAAAGGCAGAUGGACCAAACUCAAAGCCGGACAACCGGUGGACUUCCUGUCCGAGUGUGAGCAUGACCCAAGCGCGGAAUCUUUUGGACGUUACAUUGAAGUAUGCGGUGAUCCCAACUUCAGCAACGAGACCCACUACAAAUCGGGAGUUCGCGGCACCCUGUUCUACAACAAAAAUGAUGGCCGCAUACUUUCCUUCGACAAUAACACCGAUGUUGUCCAAAAGCUCUGCAGGCUGAGGGCGCAGCACUUGACCUUUGCCUAUGGCAUGGCUGCGUACGAUGUGGACUACGAAGACUACAGGAACGCCUGCCCCUCUGUGAGCGUGCUCAAAAGAUUCACCAGGGUUUUUACGCUGACACUCUUGCGGGUAUACAUGCGGGUCAUAUUCGAUGAACCGAGGCAAUUCCCAGACUGUCUGAAACUAGCCUAAUAAAUAUGCAGUUCGGACCACCCCUGGAUCCUCAGUUACUUUUGAUGCGGGCUUCGG
Molecule: messenger RNA, 831 nt
Organism: Rhipicephalus sanguineus (brown dog tick)
Lineage: Eukaryota; Metazoa; Arthropoda; Arachnida; Ixodida; Ixodidae
Exons: 6
Coding region: 1-774 (257 amino acids)
Source: RefSeq, a predicted model, not a curated record